Molecule: messenger RNA, 1231 nt
Organism: Cyclopterus lumpus (lumpfish)
Lineage: Eukaryota; Metazoa; Chordata; Actinopteri; Perciformes; Cyclopteridae
Gene: thtpa
Product: thiamine triphosphatase
Exons: 4
Coding region: 191-865 (224 amino acids)
Biological process (GO): dephosphorylation; thiamine diphosphate metabolic process; thiamine metabolic process
Molecular function (GO): magnesium ion binding; thiamine triphosphate phosphatase activity
Source: RefSeq, a predicted model, not a curated record
CUGACGUGUAGGGGUUAUUCAGAUUGAUGUGUUGCUCACUUUUUGAUGCCGAACUAUUGGGAUUAAAAGACUCGACUUUAGAAAGGUGUGUGAGAGGGCAGUCCGCUCCGUGGACGGUGCUAUUUAAAACGUUUGACAUGCGUGAGCCUGCAACAGCAGCUCGGGCUAAAUGAUUUGCGACUGAUUCAUAAUGACACAGAUGAGUGUGGAAGUGGAAAGAAAAUUUGUGUCCAACGCUGACACUCUAAAAACACUGGAGGAGAUCGGGGUGUGUGUUGGUCAGUGCCAGUUUCGUGACAAGUACUUUGACACCCCCAAGUUCGACCUGACUCUGAAAGACAUGUGGCUGCGUAAACGUCAAGGAUGCUGGGAGCUGAAGUGCCCAACAACAGGCAACAGGACAAAAGAGUCAUCUGGAGAACAAUCUAAAGCGGCAGCAUUGUGUUCUCGCUACAGGGAGAUAACCGAUCUGCCUGAAAUUCAACAGAGAGUGAGAGAGGUCAUAAAAGACAUUUGCAAGGAUAGAGAGACAGAGGCCAGCCCCCCUCAGGAGGACGAGUCUUGGCUGAGCGAAAUAAAUCUGGUGUGCUUUGCUGAUUUUACAACAGUGCGGCAGUCCUUCACUUUAGAGGAGAAGGGGGUGCAGAUAGAUCUGGACCAAGCUGACUUUGGCUACCAUGUGGGAGAGAUAGAGGUCCUAGUUCCAGAGGGAGGAGAUGUGCAGUCUGCUUUGGAGAAGAUCGAAAGAACGGCUGGAAAACUGGGUCUGACUGGAGAUCAGCGAGUUGAAGGAAAAAUGAAUGUUUACCUUCAAAGAAAUCACCCAGAGCACUAUGCAAAACUACUGAGCGAACAUGUUUUGUAACAUGUUAUAAGUUUCACAUAUUUUAAAUCUGUGAAAUUUACGUAAAACAUUUUUUUUCGUUUGUAUCUCAAAUACUCAUACUAUUUAUUUAUCUUUUAAAGCUAAUUCCAUGCAUUCAGUAUUUCUUAUCUAAAGAAUCUCUCAAUUCAAUCACUGUACAGACCUGAAUCUUUCAGGACACUUCCUGAAUUAGAAGCCUUAGAAAAACUGCAAUAGGCCCUUGAAAUGUACCCUUGGAAGGGUACUCAACGGCUGUGUCCGGUACACCACAUGCAACAGUUAUAUUUCUGUCCGGCUAUAAAGCAUAUGAGAGGAAGUGUGAAUACUGGAAAUAAAUAAGGUGCCACACUGUCGUUUCCCUAUUAA